Messenger RNA from Amborella trichopoda, 636 nucleotides. The record is from RefSeq and is a predicted model, not a curated record. NCBI's taxonomy places the organism in Eukaryota, Viridiplantae, Streptophyta, Magnoliopsida, Amborellales, Amborellaceae.
AUGGUCCAUGAGGGUCGCUUGUAUUUCGAGCUCAUAACCCAUGAAUAUGGCAUCAUACCGACCAUUCAACAUUAUGGUUGCAUUGUUGACAUGUUAAGUCGAUCUGGUCAUUUAGAAGAGGCAAAGGGUGUCAUAGAGAGGAUUUCUCUGCGAUCAAAUGAGGUAAUUUGGGUGAUUCUACUUGGUGGGUGCAGAAAACAUGGAAACAUUGAGAUUGGUGAGUAUGCAGCUAAGCGUGUGAUGGAGUUAGAUCCAAAUGCAACUGGUUGGUAUGUAUUUCUCUCUAAUAUAUAUGCAGCCGCCGCUGGUCGAUGGGAUGAUAUGGCGAAGGUGAGAAAAAGCAUGAGAUGGAGAGGGGUGAGAAAGGACCCAGGUCGUAGUCUGAUCAAUCAUGUUGGUGUGAUACAUGAGUUCAUUGUCAGAGAUGGAUCUCAUCCUCGAACUGAGGAAAUUUACUUGAAGUUGGAUGAGAUGCACCAAAGAUUGAAGUGUAUGGGAUAUGAACCAGAUAUAACUCAGGUCUUGUUGCAUAUAGAUGAUAGUGAGAAGGAAGCUGUGUUGUCCUAUCAUAGUGAGAAGCUGCCUCUGUUUUACAGAACAAAUUCACUUGGAGACGGGGGAAUUUGGAGGACAUAA